GCAAAAAAAUGGCCACACACAUCAAUUGCACACUCCGCCGUUCACAUACAAACCACCAAUAUCCAUUCACACAUUUUUCCACAGAUAAGAUAGAUUUUCGACAUUGUCACAAAAACCAUUACUCUACGUUUCUUCUUCUAUUUGCUCUGCUCUGCUCUGUAAUGAACACAUUUCUCCUCUUUGCUUAUUGUUUUUUGAAGACUGCUGCAUGAGUUUUACGAAACCUAAUUGGUUCUCCUUCUUCAAGUUCCAUAGCUUGAAGUUUCUUCGUCAACUAUGGCUAUUACUUCGCCCACCUUUAAUCUCCAUUUCACCAAAUUCCACAUUCCUAUUCCCCUCCACCAUCAUCAACGUUCCUCUCAAAUUCGAUAUCCACGGUUCAAACUCAAUUAUUACCCUUCUAUCUCCUCUCACACUCACAGAUUUGCUUGUAUAAGUUCCAAAUGUUCGAUAACCAAUACUGAUAUACAAUUGGUGGAUCAUGUAAACAUUACUAAUGAGGAUAAGACUGAAGGAACGUGUUCACUUGUUGUUGAACCUGAAUGUCCUGUGCCAAUUACACUCAAUACUGAGAUUCUGGAGAAUGAGUCUUUGAAUUUGCUUUCUGAAGCCACGUUUGUAGAUACUCUCUUGACAUCGUUACCUGUUUUGUCUGAAGAGGAACAACAUGUCCUUGCAGCUACUCCGGCCCACCCUGCCGGAUUAUAUGUUUUCUAUUCUAGUUGCAUUGUUGCAAAUUUUGUGGAGCAGCUUUGGAAUUUUGCUUGGCCUUCUGCCAUUGCCUUGAUUCAUUCAAGCCUCUUGCCGGUUGCUGUGAUGGGUUUCUUCACUAAAGUGGCUAUAAUUGUCGGUGGUCCCUUGAUUGGAAAAUUAAUGGACCAUUUGCCUAGAGUGCCUGCAUAUAACUACUUAACUGUCAUUCAGGCAGCCACUCAGUUGCUAUCUGCAGCUAUGAUUAUCCAUGCCCAUUCUUUGCCUCCUACUUCAGUGUCUUCUUUGCUUCUGCAUCCAUGGUUUGUCAUAUUGGUUUCAGCUGGGGCUAUUGAGAGGCUCUGUGGUGUCGCUUUAGGGGUCGCAAAUGAGCGUGACUGGGUUGUGCUGCUGACAGGAGUUAAUAGGCCAGUCGCACUUGCACAGGCAAAUGCUGUUCUAAAUCGAAUUGAUCUCUUAUCCGAGAUAGCUGGAGCAUUGUUGUUUGGAGUCCUUCUUUCCAAAUUUCAUCCUGUGACGUGCUUAAAAGUUGCUUCUGGCUUAAUGAUAGGAUUACUGCCUGUUACAAUUGUUUUAACAUGUUUAACCAACAAGCUUUCUACUGGUGUUCUUGACCGGCCUAAACCAUGUUGCAAAUUAUUCAAUGAAGAUUCUACACCAGAUGCUGACAGUAUAGUGGUUAAAGGUCUGGAAGCCAUCAAGUUGGGCUGGAAGGAGUAUUUGGGUCAGCCAGUUCUUCCUGCUAGUAUUGCGUGGGUGCUCCUCUACUUCAAUAUCGUUCUCACACCAGGCAGUUUGAUGACAGCAUUUUUAACACAACAUGGCUUACAUCCAUCUAUCAUCGGAGGAUUUAGUGGAAUGUGUGCUUUUAUGGGCGUGGCAGCAACAUUCGUGUCUUCAACUCUGGUCAAGCAAUUUGGCAUUUUAAAGGCUGGGGCAGUUGGGUUGGUGUUUCAAGCUUUACUUCUCAGCAUGGCUGUUGCUGUAUAUAUGAGUGGAUCAAUAUCACAUCAGAGUCCUCUUCUUAUCUUCUUGUUUCUGAUUAUUUUGUCACGGCUCGGACACAUGUCAUAUGAUGUUGUAGGGGCGCAAAUUAUCCAAACUGGAAUCCCAUCAUCCAAAGCAAAUCUCAUUGGGACUACAGAAGUUGCUGUUGCAAGUUUGGCAGAGUCUUUAAUGCUUGGUGUUGCAAUAAUCGCAAAUGAUCCUUCUCAUUUUGGAGGUUUGGCAAUCUUGUCUCUUCUGUCGGUGGUCGGCGCAGCAUGCAUGUUCUGUAGAUGGUUGUCAAAUCCAACAGACGAACAAAAAAGCCUUUUUGCUUAUCAUCCUCAGUUUUGAUAUUUAUUUGUUCCAAUAGUUGUCUUUUGCAAAGACUGUUGGAUGUGGACAAGAACCGAAAUAUUUUGGAAACACUUAGCAUGGUGGGUGAUCUAUCCGCCUGAUACAGGAGCCUGAGGCGUUAUCUUCUUGUCUGAGGCAUUUUCUACGGUUUUGCUUGUAAUUCUGUAAAUGUAUAAGCCUUUAUAUUAUAUUAGUGCACAUAAUAAUAAAUCGAGUUAGUUAGGUGUCUAGGUCUACCAUGCACAAACGUUCUGUAAAGCAUUUAUUGUUUUUAAAAUUCUUUUCUAAGGUUUAGAAAUGUCAACAGACUUGCUGCGGAAUUGCAGUGAUUCUGAUAGGGUUUAGUAAUUCAUAAGGAAAUCUCAAGUUCUCGCUAUUAUUUGGAUUUGGGCAAAGCGUUCAUUUUGAGCAAACAGGAGCAGUUAUAUGUAUGAUUUUGAUUAAACAAAUUGGUGGGUUGGAAACUUGAACUUGUGAUCAUAUAUGUAUAGUAAAUUGUGAUCAUAUGUAUUGAUUAAACUUAAGAAUAAAUACACAUUUAGUUAUUU
This is a messenger RNA of Trifolium pratense (red clover), 2600 nucleotides long. RefSeq names its product solute carrier family 40 member 3, chloroplastic. Gene Ontology annotation, cellular component: membrane. The record is from RefSeq and is a predicted model, not a curated record. Gene Ontology annotation, biological process: iron ion transmembrane transport. The coding region runs from base 277 to 2049 and encodes 590 amino acids. Gene Ontology annotation, molecular function: iron ion transmembrane transporter activity. The transcript is spliced from 13 exons. NCBI's taxonomy places the organism in Eukaryota, Viridiplantae, Streptophyta, Magnoliopsida, Fabales, Fabaceae.